This is a messenger RNA of Hemicordylus capensis (graceful crag lizard), 5357 nucleotides long. It is a transcript of the gene FGF14, whose product is annotated as fibroblast growth factor 14. Gene Ontology annotation, molecular function: fibroblast growth factor receptor binding; growth factor activity. The coding region runs from base 927 to 1670 and encodes 247 amino acids. Gene Ontology annotation, cellular component: cytoplasm. The record is from RefSeq and is a predicted model, not a curated record. The transcript is spliced from 5 exons. Gene Ontology annotation, biological process: positive regulation of cell population proliferation; fibroblast growth factor receptor signaling pathway; animal organ morphogenesis. Lineage: Eukaryota; Metazoa; Chordata; Lepidosauria; Squamata; Cordylidae.
AAAGCCUGACUGCACUUUCACCCAGAGCGAAGACUUCGAGCAAAGCUAGGCAGAGACGCAUUAGAUUGCAACAUCUCUUCCUUUUUCUUUCGCAGACACGCCGUCUCUCACUUUCUCGCACAUUUCUUUCACUCACGCCCUUACCCCCCUCUUUUUUCGCGCCCGCACCCCCCACCCAUUCUCUCCCUCACCUACACUUUCUCUCUCCCUCCUCAUCACGCACACAUUCUUUUUCUCCCACACACACCCCACACACACGCGCGCGCGCCACACAGCAAUCACAAAAGCCCGCUGGAAGCCGAGGGGUGGCAGCGUGUAGCUCGCUUGGCGACAGGCAAUUUCCUCCAGUAAAUUGCACCGAGCCUUUUCAGCCCACCUUUCCUUUCUCUUUGCCUUGCCUCCUUCCCUCCCCUUUCCUUUAUUCCUAUUUUUUCCGGUUUCUCACUCCCCCACCCCACCCCAAGGACAAAUCCCCUCCCUCAGUAGUCUUGGGAAAGGAGAGGGAGGGUGUGGGGGGUGUCGGCUGGGGUGGGACUGAAGCGCUGUGAUUAAGGCUCUCUCCCAGGAGCCGAAGCGCGCGCUCUCCAGAUGCUGCUUUCCGAAGCACUCGGUGGCAGCCCUGAGGAGGAGGAGGACGCGGCGGCGGCAGCGGUCGGAGCGAAGGUGGCGGCAGCAGUAACCAUGGACAAGCGGGCAUGAGCUGGUGCUAGAGAAGCCGCUGCCACCGGUGUGCUGCUUGUUGUUGCUGUCCGCUCGGCCCGAAGCCAGGUGGCUCCAUGUGGUGACCAGGAGGGCGCUCUGGCGGCGGCUUUUGCUUGCAUGCCCUUAGCCAUUCGGCGAUGGCUUCCCGCCUAGGCUGAGACGAGCCCAGCGCCUGUCUCCGUUGCGCUUGGCAGGGCGCGCGAGGAGCGCAAGACAGAGCGGCCAUGGCUGCGGCCAUCGCCAGCGGCUUGAUCCGGCAGAAGCGCCAAGCGCGCGAGCAGCACUGGGACCGGCCCUCAGCCAGCAGGAGGCGCAAUAGCCCCAGCAAGAACCGCGGGCUUUGCAACAGUAACCUGGUGGAUAUCUUCUCCAAGGUCCGCAUCUUUGGCCUCAAGAAGAGAAGGUUGCGGCGCCAAGAUCCCCAGCUCAAGGGUAUAGUGACCAGGUUAUAUUGCAGGCAAGGCUACUACUUGCAAAUGCACCCCGAUGGAAGUCUCGAUGGAACCAAGGAUGACAGCAGUAAUUCUACAUUGUUCAACCUUAUACCAGUGGGACUUCGAGUUGUCGCUAUCCAGGGUGUAAAAACAGGCUUAUAUAUAGCCCUAAAUGGAGAAGGAUUCCUUUAUACGUCAGAACUUUUUACACCGGAAUGCAAGUUUAAAGAGUCUGUUUUUGAAAACUAUUAUGUAAUCUACUCAUCAAUGCUCUACAGACAACAAGAGUCAGGUAGGGCCUGGUUCUUGGGGCUCAAUAAAGAAGGGCAAGUCAUGAAAGGAAACAGAGUGAAGAAAACAAAACCAGCAGCUCAUUUUCUACCGAAGCCAUUGGAAGUUGCCAUGUAUCGAGAACCAUCUUUGCAUGACGUUGGAGAAACAGUGCCAAAGGCUGGGGUGACUCCAAGUAAAAGCACAAGUGCAUCGGCAAUAAUGAAUGGAGGCAAACCAGUUAACAAGAGUAAGACAACAUAGCCAGAUCCUCAUGGGUAUUGUGACUUAUUGAGCUCUCUAAGUACAGCUGAGCACUUUAUCCUUGCAAGACUGUCUCACUCUGGUGUCUGCGGAUCAGCUGGAGGCAAGCAAAUGCUUGCUCUUCCCUCGGUCCACACUAGGUUAUUGCAAACGGAUAAAUCUCAACCUGUAACUCCUCCCACAGCAAAGAAGACACCUGGAUAACCAGCUGAACUCAGACCAUGGAAUGCCCUACCAGAUAUGGAAUGCCUUUUUAAUAUCUUUUCUGUGACUGUGACACCUCAUGUGAAUGACAUACUUCACAAGUACACUUGAUAUCCUGCCUGCUGACAGUUACCCAUAAUCCCCCUUUUGAGUCCAGGAAACCCAUGUGUUUUAAGUUCAAUUUUGUAGCACACAAAAUUAUAUCAAGUAAUUUCUAGAUAGAUGCUGUAAACCUGUGCUAUUAUGGAUUUCUCUCCUUCCCCCCUUUUUUACGAGGCUGCUCGCUCCGCUGUCUGUCUCUCCUUUGCAGGGAUUGUGUUUCUCUCAGAUUUAGAUGUUGCUGGUGGCUUAGUUUUGAAAAGCAAUCAGGGAAUCAGGGGAGCCUUCGAAACCCUAUAGGAAUGAUAAAAGAAUAAAAUCAUUGUCUCAGAGUUACAAAUGGGGAUUUGAUGUGAAUACACUUUCGUGCACUCCUGAGGUUGGCAUUACUGUGGAGGAAAAAGCAUCAAACAUGGCCAGUCAACAAUCCCUUGAGGCCAAUGUUUGACAUCCCCCUGGCAGUUUCUUUUUGUGUGCGUGUGUGUGUUUUAUACAUAUCACAGGCUUACUGGUAAUGGUAACAUUUGCCUUGCCCAGUGAGCAAGACCCACACAUUUUUGGGAAAGUGGGUCAAAAGAACUCUGUAGGCCUUGUAGGCCUGAAUUAAGGCUCAUUUUUCAUCUACUAGUCCUCAUUAUUUGGAAGUCAAAAACAAGAAUUAAGAUGAAUGAGAAUUGCGCUACCUAAGUCCAUUUCCAAAAGAUAGAAUCCUUUUCCUCUUUUUAAUGAAUGGAACGUAAUCCCAUCUUUAUUUUUGGCUGUAGUCCACUCUCUUACUCAGCAAAGCAUGGGCAAGGAAGUUGUUGUGUUCUUUUUUGCAGCACCGAUGCAAAGGGUAGUUACAAAAUAUACUUUAAUAUUUUCAGUGUUCAAAAAAAAAAGGAGGGAAGUUUUUAAACAGGACAUAUUUAAAGAGUUCCUUUGUGUUUCUUUUUUAAAAGAUCAGCAUGCAGAGUUAAAUACUCUUAUGUAUUAUUUCACCAUUACCCUGGCAUCACAUCUUUCCAGUUGAGCUUCUUAGAAUAAUAUAUGCCCACCAAAUUGCUAGGUUUACGGUGCCUUGCCUUGAUCUCAGUAUUCUUUCCAUUGUACUACAUAAACCUAGGAAAAUCCUAAUAUGAUUACAAGGCCAAGAACUUUUAUCAUUCAGUUGCUUAAUAAACAAAAAAUACUGUUGACGUUUCCUGGAUAUCAGUUUAGAGUGUUGAAGAAUUUAAAGGACAAUGGCCCAUAAGAGUCUUAGAAGACAGAACAAAAAUGCUGUAAAACAUUAAACAAGCAGGUAACAAGUUUGUAAGCACUUAUUAGAAGUUACAAAAACAGAAGGCACGAUAUGGACCAAAAUGUACCUCAGUUCUGGAAAACCACGUAUGAGACUACAAGGUGUUCAUUUUCAAGUUUAAGGGUACUUUGUUUCUCAUUUCAUUUCUGAGACUGUAUUUUCAGAAUGGCUUUUAAAAAUUGGUUUACAUUAUUACCCAUUAUGAUCUUUUCACAUUGCCAGCUUGCUUAGGUGGCUAUAGUUUGAUUAUCUCUGGAUGCUUACCAGAUUUUCAUAUGGGCUUCUAUUUUAAUAAGUAGACAAUAUACAGUAUGUCCAUACAGUAUGUCCAAGUAGGUUAUGUAAAGCUGCUUAAUUAGAAAUAUACAAAGUGAUUAUUUUGACUGUUUAAUUUGCAUUUCAUUUUCAUUUAAGGCAAGAGACAAGUUGGUUCUUUUCAACCAGAUCAAUGAAGCACACACAGUAUGUUCAAUUUACAAGUAUUUAACACGACAAAGACAAAGAAAACGAUAGAGAUAUUUUGAAGCACUGAAAACAAGUAUGCAAAAAUAAGUCCUUCCUACCCCUUCACUCAAUGGCUUCUAGGGAAGAAAUUUCUCUGAUAAUCCUCUCAUGAAGAAGCCUAUUUUCCUUUUGUCAGGGUCCUUCACCACCACAGGGCGGGGGGAGGAGCAACUUGCUACCCCCUUCAAUGUAUUGGAUGUUCAGUUCAGGGAUCAUCAAGUGGCUUGGUCUGUUAAUGCACAGAGGCUGUGCAGUAACCCUGAAACUGAAGGUCUCUGCCCAGGUCUCCCAACUGUUCUCAUUUUACCUUCACUUGUGAAAUGUGUUGUUUUUCUCUGGUGCCCCAGCUCCUGCAGCCUGCCUGCUUGAACUUUAACUUGAGAAUUAAGUUUCUGUACUGCACAACUAAAGCUAAACAUUCUGGAAAGUUCUGGAACAGGAAAGCAAAAUAAAAAAUAAAAAUGUGAAAAGUAUCUUUUUUAAACCUUUUGGAAACAAUUUCAUAGAGGUGUUUGGAGGUGGGAGAGGAUCAGACUUGGAAUUUGCAAAUGCUUUCAGAGUUGAGAAGGGAGCAAAAGAGAAAGGAUAGUGUAUUAUCAAUUCAUGUAAGUAAUUUGAUUAGGUCAGAGAAGGAAACAUUUCUACCCCAGCUGUAUCCUAACCCAGAUUGCUCCCACGGAAGCAUAACCCUUUAAGCCCAUUCUACAGGGAACACUUGUUGUGGUGGCUAUUCCUGACCUUUCUAUGCAUGGAGAAGCUUUUGGGACACAAUCAAAGUCUGCAAACUGGGAUCCAUAUCUUUUGCCCCACAUCCAUGUACCCUGGGAUUUGUAUUGCAGUGCCAAUCAAUUGACUAGUUAAUAUAAUUGUAAGGUUGACUUUAUUUUUGUAAAUGCUUAUUACUCUACUGCAAGCAGAACAUACACAUACACUCUUUUGGUCAUCAUCAUCUACACAGAUUGUUUCCAUGGGCGUUUACUUUUCUGACCGGGAAGGUGUUACAACAGUUUCUUUGAUAAUUCAUUUCAACAUCGAGGAGAGAGUUCUUUGUUCCUUGUGCUUUGGUUACUCCUUUAAGUUUGUCUCUUGUCUUAUCUGUUGCAUGGGAAGAGGAUGGUAAUGAUGAACUGCAUGUAGUAGGCUAUAUGUAUCAGACCUGUUGGUAUGUACUACUUAGCUGACAUACAUAUAAGCAACACGUUUGUCUGCAUUGUACAGUUUGUGUUUAUUACCAUUUUGUUGUAUACACAGAUGCAACAUAUUGAAUAAAAUAUUUAUAUGAAGGCAUAUUGAAACAAAACAAAACAAACCAUUUAUAUUUUAAAAAAAGAUUGUGCAAAGUAACAUUGCAUUGGCUGCAGUAUAACAAAAUACCAUGUACAUAGUUUGGCAAAAUUCAAUUCUUUCUCCCCUUGACCAUGCCAAAGAAAAUUUUAGCUCCUUGAUAUAUUACCUCUCUUGCUGUUUUCCAGGACAAGAUGACACCAUUUUGUUCCCUCUCCAAUUAAUUUUGCUGUCAAGUGAAACUUCCUUUCCAACUGUCUGUUACUUACUAAAGAACUGUACAGUAAACCUGAUGGAAUCAAUUUGUAUUUACA